AUGGAGGAGAAGCCUUCCGUCGCGGAUGAGGCCAGACGGCCGAGUCAUGCCUCCUCUCGGGUCGAAGGUGUCGGCGCUGAGAAGGUCCGUAUGGAGCAUUCUCAUAUGGUCUUGCCCGAAAUUCUUAUAGGACUUUCGGAUGAGGAGCUUCAGCAGAUUGGGCGAAAGGCAACUUUCAAAUUGGACUGUUUCAUUCUUCCGUCAAUUACCAUCAUGUACAUCAUGAAUUACCUCGAUCGCCAGAAUAUUGCGAGUGCGAAGUUGGCAGACAUCAGCGUGGACCUCAAUCUGUCGGCUGUCCAAUAUCAGACGUCUGUCAGCAUUCUCUUCGCAGGAUAUAUUUUGAUGCAAGUUCCAUCAAAUAUCAUUCUAGGAAAGAUACGCUACCCAGCAAUCUACAUUUGUUCGGCUAUGGCGCUUUGGGGUCUGAUUUCUGGUCUCAUGGCUGUCAUCCAUAAUUUCGGCGGCCUCCUUGCUUGUCGAUUCUUUCUCGGCUUCGUCGAAGCUGUCUUCUUCCCUGGAGCCUUGUACUAUCUAUCAAUGUUCUAUUCUCGCAAGCAGUUCGCCUUUAGGACAGCUAUCCUGUACUCGGGCUCGCAACUUGGUAACGCUUUUGGUGGCCUGUUCGCCAUUGGAAUUCUGAAACUGGACAACGAAAGGGGUCUUGAAGGCUGGCGAUGGCUUUUUUUGAUUGAGGGAGUUCUCACCAUUUUCCUGGCCUUGGUCUUCGCAUUCAUCUUGCCCAAUUCCAUCAAGACACUCAAGGGCUUCUCCAAUAAAGAGAGGGAGUGGGUCAUCUGGAAUUUCGAGUCUGAUCUAGGUCAGCAAGAUAAUUCCAAGGAGGUCAGUGGCCAACAGGGUCUCAAAUUGGCUGCGAUGGACCCAAAGAUGUGGCUUUUCAUGACGCUCCUGACAUCGAUUUACAUUUCCGCUGCCGUUACCAAUUUCUUCCCAUCCGUGGUCGGUGGCCUUGGGUAUUCGAGAAAUAAGACCUACGGCCUCACUGCGCCUCCUUUCAUGCUCUGCGUCAUCUGCAUGUUGAUUAAUGGCUUCCACUCGGAUCGAACGCAAGAACGCUACCUCCACAUCGUCUGCCCCCUCGCCAUCACCGUGGUGGCCAAUAUCAUCGCCGUAUCCACACUCAAUGUCGCUGGACGGUACGUUGCAAUGAUGCUGAUGCCCGCCUCGUUCUACUCGGCUUCGAUUGUGGUUCUUUCGUGGAUUGCGGGCAGUCUCAAUCAACCUGCUGUCAAACGAGCGGCUGCAAUCGCUGCAAUCAACGCAGUAUCGAAUACCCCCAACAUCUGGACGUCCUACCUAUACCGCUCUGCCCCUCGAUACAUCGUAGCCUUUGCAGUCAAUCUGGCCGCUGCGGUACUGGCCAUUCUCGUUGCAACAGUUAUCCGUGUUUAUCUGCGUCGCGAGAAUGCAAAGAUGGACCGUGGUGAGGAUGUGGGUAAGAGCGGUCCCACCGAAGCACAGAAAAUGGCUGGGUUUAGAUAUACACUGUAG
Messenger RNA from Exophiala bonariae, 1512 nucleotides. RefSeq lists its product as uncharacterized. The coding region runs from base 1 to 1512 and encodes 503 amino acids. Gene Ontology annotation, molecular function: transmembrane transporter activity. Gene Ontology annotation, cellular component: membrane. The transcript has 6 exons. Gene Ontology annotation, biological process: transmembrane transport. Lineage: Eukaryota; Fungi; Ascomycota; Eurotiomycetes; Chaetothyriales; Herpotrichiellaceae. The record is from RefSeq and is a predicted model, not a curated record.